Melampsora larici-populina 98AG31 is the source of this 1125-nucleotide messenger RNA. RefSeq lists its product as uncharacterized. NCBI's taxonomy places the organism in Eukaryota, Fungi, Basidiomycota, Pucciniomycetes, Pucciniales, Melampsoraceae. Gene Ontology annotation, biological process: steroid biosynthetic process. Gene Ontology annotation, molecular function: 3-beta-hydroxy-Delta5-steroid dehydrogenase (NAD+) activity. The transcript has 4 exons. The coding region runs from base 1 to 1125 and encodes 374 amino acids. The record is from RefSeq and is a predicted model, not a curated record.
AUGACUAUCGCCAAAACUUCAUCAGGAACUUCUUACUUUGUGAUCGGUGGUGAAGGUUUCCUAGGUCAUAAUUUAAUUUCAGAAUUAGUUAAAUCUUAUCCAGAUUCGAUCAUCACUUCAUUAGAUCUAGUCCAACGUUACUUCACAUCAAGACCGAUUGAUCUUCCAAAUGAAUCAGACCUCAAUCCAACCAACUCGAUGCAACAUUCUUUUAUCAAAUCAGAUUUAACUUCUUUAAAUGAUUUAAUCAAUUCAUUCGAUCAAAUCAAACCUGAUGUUGUUUUUCAUACUGCGUCUCCUUGGAUAGGUAGUGGUCGAGAAGUUUGUGAAAAGGUUAAUAUUCAAGGUACUGAGAAUGUGAUUGAAGCUUGUAAGAAAUUUGGAGUUCAAAAAUUGGUUUAUACUUCUAGUGCUGGUGUGGUUUAUAAUGGUGAAGAUUUAAUAAAUGUGGAUGAAAGAUUGCCUAUACCUGAAAAUGCUUUGGAUCAUUAUAAUAUUACUAAAGCAAAAGCUGAAGCGAUCGUCUUAAAGGCCAAUGAUAAUGAUAAACUAUUAACAUGCGCAUUACGACCAGCUGGGAUUUUCGGACCAGGUGAUAGGCAGGCUAUUCCGGGUAUCAUCCAAGUUUUAAAGAAUGGACAACAUCGAAUCCAAAUUGGUAGUAACAAGAAUCUGUUCGAUUGGACAUACGUCGAUAACGUAGUACAUGCUCAUCUACUAGCUGCCACAAGACUAGAAGGGAUCGUACCAGUAGCAGGUGAAGCGUUUUUCAUCACAGGUGGAGAACCGGUUUAUUUUUGGGAUUUUACAAGAUCAGUUUGGAAAGCAUAUGCCACAUCCGAACAUCUUCAAGAGACGAAAGAUUACCAACCAAUACCUUCAUUUCUUUGGAUCAUACCUAAAUUUCUUGGAGUCCUUUUAGCUUUAUUAGCCGAACUUUGGUGUAAGGUUUUACAAAAACCUGCAGGAUUUACCACUAGUUCGGUGAGAUAUGCAUGUGCUACUAGGUUUUAUAAUAUUGAAAAGGCUAGAGUUGUUUUAGGUUAUGAACCUGUGGUUGGAGUCGAAGAAGGAAUUUCAAGAGCUGUGGAGGUAAAGAUCUCUUUCUUGCUUUUGUUUUUGUGA